Messenger RNA from Lynx canadensis (Canada lynx), 1121 nucleotides. It is a transcript of the gene PRR19, whose product is annotated as proline rich 19. The transcript is spliced from 2 exons. Lineage: Eukaryota; Metazoa; Chordata; Mammalia; Carnivora; Felidae. Bases 7 to 1080 code for a protein of 357 amino acids. The record is from RefSeq and is a predicted model, not a curated record.
GACAUUAUGGACCCCCGGGGGCCAGGCCCCCAGCCUUUCCAGCGGCCUGAGAAAUCUGGUCGUGUCCGUCGUCGGAAGACAAGGCGGGAGCGUAAUGAGGCCCUGAUGGGCAGCCGCCGGCCAUUGACCCAUCAGGAUCCUCCUGUGACCAGUCAGGAUCCACCUGUGGCCCCUACUGUUCCCAAGGUCGUGGUCAUAACGCAGGGCCGGCUGAGCCGGGAGCACUGGGGUCUCUUUAAUCAUGAGGUGAAAUCUCUGGAUGUGGCACGGCUGCUUAGCAGUGGGUCCCUGGAGCCCGGCACCCCUUCAGUCCCCACCAAACGCUUCUCAAGCCCAAGCUGGGCCCAAGAACCAGCUCCCCAGUCAAGGGGCAAGGAGAACCAGGUGCCUAGAGGCUCAGGCCCAGGCCCACCCAGUCCCCCAGAGCUCCCUGGCUUGGGGCAGCUGCUGGAGGAGCUGCAGUGUCAGUUGAUUCUGCCACAGGCCUUCCCCAGGAGGAACCUAGUGCAGGAGGCCAGGGAUGCCAUCGUGGGCACUUUACAGGCCUGCCAUGGCUGCGUGCCUGACCUUACCCUGGUGCUCCGUGACUGCCAGCCACCCUUACCAGGGACCAAGCCUGGGGGCCCUGAAAGACGAAGGAUGACACCCUCCUGGAUCAACAGCCCGGAGCAGGCCCCAGGGGAGAGGAGGCAGAGGAGGCAACAGAGGACAAAGGAGCUCACUUUCUCCAUGCCUCACACCUCCAGCACUCCCCUGGUGCACAGGGUGAGCCUGGCGCCACCAAAAGGUCCCUGGCCACCACCUUUGCCCUUGUUGCCUUCGCCAUCUGGGGCAGCCUGGGGCCCCCCAACAGCCUUUGACCUACUGAAAAGCAUCUGGCUGGUUGCCACACCUCCCCCUCCCCGGCCCUGGGGGGUCGGCCCACAACAACCCCUGCCUCAGCCACCAUCACCCUUGUUGCCCCGAACCUCUGCCCUGGAUUGGAGCCCCAGCCCUCCUGCCCCACUGCCCAGCCUCUCCUGGGUGGUGGCCCAGAGCAGCCCAGAGGCCUGGUCCUUUCCACCUAUGAGACUGUACUGAGGGGACUGAGGCUGGGCUAGGGGCAGGAAACCCGCACUCCU